CAGAGAUCCGAUACGUUAUCAUGGUGCAUUUAUGUUUUAACGAAGCUUAUUGCUCGUGAAUUUUGCCAUUUGCUUAUACUAACCGGUAGCGUCCACUAACGCAAUCGAAACUCUUUCCUGAGCCGGUUCCGUCAUAAAUCCAUCUCAUUCGCAUAACACUCGUAUAUUUCCACUAGAUAAAGGUUAUUUCUAUCUAUAUGAAAUAGUUGUUGUUCUUUUGUUUUGUUCCUGUAUCAUUUACUGAAGCAGAUCUGCCCGGUUUGAAUAUCAGGCCAAGUUACGCUCAAAACCCAUUCAUGCAUCGCUAGAAGCUAGUGAAAACAACCCAAUUUGUUUAAACACCGGCUAGUCUACAUACUCGAGGUGGAGCUAGUGUUCGGAUACACUGGAAACAUAGAAGAGCUAAAAAGGAACCAUACAACGAUUUGCUAGGCCUCUUGAGCUGUCCAGUUGGCGGAAAAGAACUAGAUAUCAAGUAAAUUUUGGGGGCUCUGCGUUUUUCGUUUUGAACUGAGAGAAUCCUCUUUCUGUAUUCUAUUUCCGAGUCUUUUUCUUCUUUUUGCUCGUGUGUUAAAAGCGUCUUUCUUUAUCUCCCCUCUCUUCUAUCACUUCUCACCAUGCAACGGAGGCUAGUGGGCAUCAUUCUGUUGCUCCUCGUGGUCUUCUUGUGGCUUGCAAGUUCUUUUCUUACGAGUGAUUUGCUCAACGAUUCAGACUACUCAAAACCGUUCUUCAUCACGUAUCUUAACACGGGAACCUUUGUUUUCUAUCUCAUUCCCUGGUAUUUUAAACGACGCAAAGCGGAAAAAAGACGGUUGACUUCGGACGUGCAUUUAUAUGAAUCAGUCCGUUCUGAAAAUGACCCGUUUCAAGCCAAUCCUCCUCCACUUACCGAAAAACUCGACGUGAAACAUACAGCUUACUUGAGUGCAGGAUUCUGUGUGCUUUGGUUCUCGGCCAAUUACUUCAGCAAUGCUUCUCUCGGCUAUACCAAUGUGGCUUCUUUCACCAUUAUUUCUUCUCUCAGUGGUUUUUUCACACUUGGCCUUGGUGCCAUUGCUAAUGUGGAACGGUUCAGCGUCGCGAAAUUCUGCGCCUUACUCGCCAGUGUUGCUGGCGUAAUUCUUGUUUCAGUACAGGAUGGAAAACAGGCAGACCAAGGGGUGGAACUCCCGACGAAACCUAUUCUCGGUGAUACGUAUGCACUCAUGGCUGCAUUUUUAUACGGUUGCUACUCUGUACUGAUAAAGUUCCAUGUUCAUGACGAGGAACACAUUUCCAUGCAUUUGUUUUUUGGUCUUGUUGGACUGUUUGACCUGCUGUUUUUAUGGCCCAUCAUGAUUUUCUUGCACAACGCGGGAGUUGAAGUUUUUGAGCUUCCUUCUGAUCUGGCAACGACUGUUGGUUUAUCGAUUAAUGCAUCUAUAACGUUCGUAUCCGACUACCUUUGGGUCAUUGCUAUGUUAAUGACAAGUCCGUUGGUCGUUACUCUCGGAAUGAGUUUAAGUAUUCCUCUCGCUUUGAUCUGUGAUAUUCUCUUUAAGGAUCACUAUACAAGCGUCUCUCUUUUCAUCGGCUCCUUCUUAGUUUUUGUGGGAUUUAUCAUCGUCAAUUCAAAAGUCGAUCCAUAAAUCGUUAGAAACAUACAGGAGCACUCUCUCAUCAUGUAGUGGACAUGCAUUCAGCAGCGUCAACGAAACCAAACUUCACAUCGCCUCUUCCUCUCAACAGGUUUUCCUUUUUAUUUCCUACCUCCCAUACAUAAACUAACAUGGGGUCUCCAAAACAUCACCAGACGCACUUUUUCACAAGUUGCUUCAACUGUAUCAUGUUGUGUUCUUAUAUUCUGGUUCCUAUACAAGCAGCAUGUUCCAUGCAUUUUGUCUCUGGCAAAAAUUUGCUCGCUUAUUCAGUUUUCCUAUAUUCUUUCGUUCGUUCAAUCUUAAUAGUUCGGUUACCUUCUUUUCAAUGUUUAUUGAUUGUGAAAACCCUG
Messenger RNA from Schizosaccharomyces japonicus yFS275, 1993 nucleotides. RefSeq names its product membrane transporter. NCBI's taxonomy places the organism in Eukaryota, Fungi, Ascomycota, Schizosaccharomycetes, Schizosaccharomycetales, Schizosaccharomycetaceae. The transcript has a single exon. The record is from RefSeq and is a predicted model, not a curated record. Gene Ontology annotation, cellular component: membrane; endomembrane system. Gene Ontology annotation, biological process: transmembrane transport. Bases 618 to 1631 code for a protein of 337 amino acids. Gene Ontology annotation, molecular function: transmembrane transporter activity.